Vigna unguiculata (cowpea) is the source of this 1150-nucleotide messenger RNA. RefSeq names its product COP9 signalosome complex subunit 7-like. Gene Ontology annotation, cellular component: COP9 signalosome. NCBI's taxonomy places the organism in Eukaryota, Viridiplantae, Streptophyta, Magnoliopsida, Fabales, Fabaceae. The record is from RefSeq and is a predicted model, not a curated record.
CAUUUCCAGAGUUAAGAGCGAGCAAACUCCUCGUUCUACCAUUACUCUGCGAAAUUCAAAUUCGAAACGGAAGCAAAUCGGAUUGAUUUUGUUGGAAGAUGGAGCAGCUGCAAUCGCAAGUUAUCGAACACUUCGUGUGGAAAACCGUUAUUUCCUCCAACGCUAACGCCCUCGCUUCCGUCCUUGUAGAAGCCACUUCUCACCGCAACCUCUUCACUUUCUCAGAAAUUCUCUACCUCCCACAUCUUCAACAGCUUAAAGCAACUGAGAAUUCUGUUUAUCUUGAUAUGCUUUGGUUUUUUGCAUAUGGAACAUGGAGUGAUUACACGAGUAAUGCUGGUCAUCUUCCGCAAUUGAUACCUGAUCAGAUCCUCAAGCUUAAGCAACUCACUGUUCUUACACUGGCUAGCACGUCCGAGGUACUACCCUAUGACCAACUGAUGCAGGAGAUAGAUGUGACAAAUGUUAGUGAACUUCAACAUUUUCUGAUUGUUGAAUGCAUGUACCCGGGACUAGUAAGAGGAAAGCUGGAUCAUCUGCGACAAUGCUUUGUGGUCCAGUUUGCUGUAUGUAGAGACUUGACGCCUGCUAACCUUGGAAGUAUGAUACAGACACUCUCCAACUGGUUGUCUAGAUCAGAAAAUCUUCUUGUUUUACUUCAAGAGGAAAUAAAAUUGACUGAUGCUAGGCAUGAAAUUGAGAAGCUGCGGAAGAAGUGUGUGGAAGAGAAUCUACAAGAAGUAAAGAAUAAUCUUGUGAAGGCCCGUCAAGAGGAUGAUGAAGUUCGCUACCAACUGCGGAAGAGGAAGCGGCAUAUAACGUUUUGAACAUUGCAAUGGUUGAAGACGUUAAUUGGAUUGGUGUUUUAGUAGCUUGCUCACUUUUAUUCUUGGCAAGCCUCAACUCACAAUAUAUCUUUUAGAGACAAAUCGAUAUUGAACUUGUCUACCACACCACAAUAAGAGGCAAGAACAAGGGAAAACCUGUUAUUUCUCCAGUUUUUUUUGUUUUUUGGAAAUUGAUGCUACUUAUUGAGCCAUUAUAGUCGUCAAGUGUAUGGUGGUGUGGCCUUUUCUUUGUGUUUGUAAAUGGUAUGUUGUUUUUUGUUUUGCAUUGUGCCUCGUAUGAACUCCCUCUUUGUGGAUGUGCA